GCGGGAAAUAUCUUUGUAGAACAUGUCGAUUUCGUAGUCAUUGGUUUUUACAUACUGUGGUCACGAUAUUCUGGCAAAAAUGCUUGGAACUACAUGUGAGGGCAGUAACCAGCUCCUAACAAGCUUGUCGGAACUGGAUGAAAACUAUAAAGAUGGGGGCAUCACCGAUAAGAAUUUCUGGAAAAGCCGUGUUGCCUUAAUGUUUGAGCAUCUUCCCAUAUCUACACAGAAAGAUCUACAAAAUCUGGAGCAGGAACUGCAAGAAGAGGAGAUACCAGUGAAAGAAUAUUAUAAAAAUUUGAAGAAACUCAUUGGUGUAUGGCCACUACCAGAUGAGAAUGAUCAAAAGACAAAAGCUGUUACAGAAGACAUGAAUGGCAACGGUGAUUGUGAAAGAAGUAAUGGAAAUGUGCAGAUGGACGCAGACCACCCAAAAGCUCAAAUUGAAGAAGAUUGUGCUGAUCAUGGUCCGAUGGAGGUUGAAGACUGCAAAGAAGCAUCAUCUGCACCAGUGAAUGCUAAGAAGAGGCGGAUUCAGAGAGGUAAUAAUCAAAGCAGUGAUGACAGAAAAGGCAAGGACGAGAGGAGCACUAACAGGGAAGCCAAAGAUAAAGACAAUGAAGGAGGGAUUGAGAAGAGAAAAACACGAAGUGCAGUGAAAUCGCCAUCCAACCAACCAAGCAUCACAUCGAUGUUUAGUAGAAUCUCAAAUAAACGAAAAUCAGAAGCAGAAGGUGGAGAGGAAAAAAACGAAAACAUAGAAAAGAGAGUGAAACCAGUUGAUGCAGAAAUCAUAGAGGAAAAAGAAGUCAAGAUACCAAAAAAUGGCGAGAUGCAGAAUAGUUCCACGGAGCCUUUUUUGAAACCGGAGACAAAGUCGCUGCCUCAGAAAUGCAAGCAGUGUCGGCAGUUAUUGGAUGACCCUGACCUGAAUCUGUUCACUGGGGACCCUGAUGACGCAGUUGAAGAGUUUGUGGCACUGACAGAUGAACGAUUGUCACUAUUUACUGGGAACGAGGAAACCAUAUCAGAGUAUGAUGAGAGACCUCAACACAAGCUGACUGAGUUCAGUGUUUAUGACAAGAACACACAUCUGUGUCCAUUUGAUUCCGGCCUUAUUGAGAAAAAUGUUGAGCUGCUAUUCAGUGGUUAUAUUAAACCAAUUUAUGAUGAGUCACCAGCAGUAGAAGGAGGCAUCAGCACACGUAACAUGGGCCCAAUCAAUGAGUGGUGGACGGCCGGGUUUGAUGGAGGAGAGAAUGCUCUCAUCGGAUUCUCCACGGCAUUUGCUGAUUACAUCUUAAUGCAGCCCAGUGAAGCUUACGCACCUUACAUAGAUGCUGUAAAAGAGAAGAUCCACCUGAGCAAGUGUGUAAUUGAAUUUCAAGUAAAUAAUAUGGAUGCAACAUAUGAAGACCUGCUCAAUAAAAUACAGACGACAGUACCACCUGCUGGAAAGACUAGCUUCACUGAGGAUUCUUUACUUCGACAUUCACAGUUUGUUAUUGAUCAGGUUCAGAGCUACGAUGAUGCGGCAGAAGAAGACGAAAGCUUGCUGAUCACCACACCAUGCAUGCGCUCACUCAUUAAACUUGCUGGUCUCACUCUUGGUAAUAGGCGUGUUGGUCGUCGAGGUGGCAUCAGAAAAGAGGCAAAGAAGAUGGCUGGACCAACGAAGGCGCAGACGACUCCACUCGUCACCCAGGUUUUCGAGUUGCUGUUCAAGGGACAGAUCGAUGAAGGAAAGGCGGCCAAAGCUCCAAAAAGGAGAAGAUGUGGUGUUUGUGAGAUCUGUCAACUGCCAGACUGUGGCAAGUGUACUGCUUGUAAGGAUAAGACUAAAUUUGGUGGAUCAGGGAAAUUGAAGCAAGCCUGUGAUAAGAGAAAUUGCCCUAAUAGUGCUGUCAUGGAGGCAGAAGAUAAUGAACUGGACUUGGAGAUGGACAAUGAAGAUGCCAUGGAUAAAAAAGCUCAAACCAUUCAACGAACCCCUACAAAGAAGAAAUGUCACCAGAAACAGAAGACUACACUGAAGUGGAUUGGAGAUGAGAGGAUAGAAGGAAGGAGGAAAUAUUAUUCAUCUGUCAAGAUCAAUGAGGAAGAGGUGGCUGUAGGUGACUGUGUGCUAGUCUCUCCAGACGUGCCUGACAACCCCCUCUACAUUGCCAAGGUGGCUUAUAUGUGGGAAGAUUCCAAUGGUACCAAGCACUUCCACGCACAGUGGUACACCCGAGGUGGAGAGACUGUUCUAGGUGAGACAGCCGAUCCCAACGAGGUAUUCAUGGUUGAUGAAUGCGAGGACACGUGUCUGGAGUUUGUUGUUAGUAAAUGUAAUGUAAUUCAUAAACUACCACCAAAAGACUGGCAUAUGCUAGGAGGCGAGGAUGUGGAUGCUGAAAAUACAUGGGAAGAAGAUGGGAAGAACUACUUCUACAAACUCUGGUAUGACCCUGAGAUGGCAAGGUUUGAAGAUCCUCCCGAUGCAACUGCACCUUCAAAUGACCCCAAAUUUUGCAUAUGCUGUGCCCGUACUGAUGAGGUCAAUCAGAGGGAGUCAUGUCAGAAGGGCACGCAGUUGCAGGAACAGCCUUCAGACGGCAGAACAUCGUAUUCGAUGGUGAAGAGAGAUGGACUUGAGUACAUGGUGGGAGACUGUGUGUUUUUAAUUCCGGAAGCUUUCAGCUUUGCUGUUAAUCCUGCUAGCCAACCGAAAAAGAAGUACAAGAAUAAUGAGGCAGCUGAUGAUGAGGAACUCUACCCCGAGUACUACCGCAAGGGUGGCUAUGUAAAGGGCAGCAAUAGUGACAUUCCAGAACCCUUUCGCAUUGGCAGGAUUGUAGAGAUUUACUGCCCAAAAAAGAUCUUUAAUGGUGAUGACGUCCGCCUAAAAAUCCAAAAGUUCUACAGGCCAGAAAACACACACAAGGGAGUUGUUGCAGGUUACCAGGCUGACCUGAACAUGGUGUACUGGAGCAAUGAAAUUGCAACAGUUGAUAUGAAAGAUGUGGUAACGAAGUGUACAGUUGUUAAUGCAGAAAAUCUCACAGAACCAUUGGCGAAGUACAGUAGGAACAGAGCAGACAGGUUCUACUUUCGAGAGGCAUACAACCAUGACACGAAAGAGUUUGAGGAGCCACCGUCUGAAGCAUGGCUAAUGGGUGCUAAAGGAAAGGGUAGUAAAGGAAAAGGUAAGGGAAAGGGAAAAGGAAAGUCGUCUGCUCCCCCGGUGGAGGAAGAGAAGUCCGAAGAGGAAAAAGAGAGAGAACUGGGCUUCCGAAAACUAAGGUGUCUGGAUGUUUUUGCUGGCUGUGGAGGUCUGUCUGAGGGCUUUCAUCAGGCAGGCAUUGCUGAGAGCAGGUGGGCAAUAGAAGUGUUUGAGCCAGCAGCACAGGCAUUUAGAAUAAACAAUCCAGGCUGCACUGUGUUCACUGGUGACUGCAAUCUCCUGUUAAAGCUGGCCAUGGAGGGUGAGAAGACCAAUGGCAUUGGGCAGAGACUGCCACAGAAGGGAGACGUAGAACUGCUGUGUGGAGGUCCCCCCUGUCAGGGUUUCAGCGGCAUGAACAGGUUUAACUCGAGGGAAUACUCCAUGUUCAAGAAUUCACUCAUCGCAUCCUACCUAAGCUACUGUGACUACUAUCGUCCGAAAUUCUUCCUCUUGGAGAAUGUCAGGAACUUUGUAUCAUUUAAGCGCAACAUGGUACUGAAGCUGGCUCUACGUUGCCUUGUGCGCAUGGGCUACCAGUGUACAUUCGCAGUGCUGCAGGCGGGCCAGUACGGAGUGCCACAGACACGCCGCAGAGCAAUCAUACUAGCUGCUGCACCAGGAGAAAAACUACCUUUCUACCCAGAACCCUUGCAUGUGUUCUCUCCCAGAGCUUGUCAAUUGUCUGUCAUGGUUGAUGAUAAAAAGUUCAGCUCAAACAUCACAUGGACACAGUCUGCAGUGUAUCGGACGAUUACUGUCAGGGAUUCCAUGAGUGAUCUUCCGCCAAUUAAGAAUGGAGCCAAAAAUGAUGAGAUUGCCUAUAAUGGGGAGUCACAGUCACAUUUCCAAAAAAUGAUGCGUGGUAACCAGUACCAACCAAUUCUCCGAGACCACAUCUGCAAGGAGAUGAACUCUCUUGUUGCUGCCAGGAUGCGCCAUAUUCCACUGGCUCCUGGUUCUGACUGGCGAGAUCUUCCCAAUGUUUCUGUCCGUCUUCCAGAUGGAACAAUGACCAAGAAACUGCGCUAUACACACAGUGACAAAAAAAAUGGUAAGAGUGACAAUGGAGAACUGCGCGGCGUCUGUGCUUGUGCAGAAGGCAAGUCAUGUGACCCCAUGGAUAGGCAAUUUGGCACUAUCAUACCAUGGUGCCUACCACAUACAGGAAACCGGCACAACCACUGGGCAGGGCUCUACGGUCGGCUAGAAUGGGAUGGUUUCUUUAGCACCACAGUCACUAAUCCAGAACCAAUGGGCAAACAGGGUCGAGUCUUACAUCCGGAGCAGCACAGAGUUGUGAGUGUGCGUGAGUGUGCACGCUCUCAGGGAUUCCCAGACACUUACAGGUUCUUUGGAAAUGUUCUGGAGAAACACAGGCAGGUUGGAAAUGCGGUUCCACCACCAAUGGCAGCAGCGAUUGGACGUGAGGUUAAGAAGGCAGUUUUAGAGAGGCUGAAAGAGGAGCAAGCAAAAGAGAAGUGCCAGAAGGAAGGUGGAGAUAACAACGAAAAUGAAAAGGAAAAAGAAGAUGUAUUAAAGAAAGCCAGUGUGGACUGUGAAAAGCCAAUAGGAGAUAGCCAAGUAAUUGGCACGAGCGCUGAAGUGUGUGGAGUGAUGAAAACUGAAGGAUGCACUAAAUCUGAGGAAUCAUCUGAGGAAUCCACAAAUGCAGAUGUGGGAGCUUCUUCUUCCAGCCAUUAGAACUACUUGUAUUCUCUCUGUUACUGUUCAAGGUCUGAGAUAUUCAAAAAGCUCGUGAUCAUGAAUCCAGAUGGUAUAUGUAAUGAUAUAUAUGAUGGUAUAUGAUAAUCAGACUCAAUGGGAAAAUAACUUCACUGCAGGGUGAACCAUCUGCAACUAUCUGCGGGGUAGCCGCAGUCACUCAUGAUUAUAUUUCUCAUCAGUUUUGUAUGUACACUGUGUAAGGUAGCACUACUAACAAUUAACUCGUUAUUUCAUAUUAUAUUUUGAUUUGUACCUGCUACCACAUAUUCCUGUUAGUUUAUAUGUUGUACUAUGACCAUAGAAAUCAAUUAUAUUAUACUGAGUAAUAGGCAUAUUUAGUAGACAUUCUACUGUGCCUUGAUUCUUUUUGAUACUAUGCUACAGUCCUAGCUCCAGCUGAGUAAUCACGGGCAAUUAGAACGUUCUGUGAGAAUGCUGACAGAAACUAGUGAAAUAAAUGCUAAUGUCAUGAUAAUUAAGAAAUUGUAGGCUUGUAUGGUUGGGCUAGAAGUACAUCGUUCUCUCCAUAAAUAAUAUGGUUUAUUAUACAUUGUUUAUCAAAAUAAUGCAACGGAAAUGUAAAAACACGCUUGAUCAACAUCUGUUGUAUAAUAUCUUACUUAUUAUUACCUGAACCUUUAUUGAACUGCUAUGUUAGUUGAUGUGUUAACAGAAAUUGCAGUCAUUCGGGAUGUCUCAUUUUUGCACUUAUCAUUCCCAGAAUAUAACCCACGCAGAGGCUCAUGCAGUAUAUAAGCUAUGUAGAUGCCAUGCAGUAUAUAAGCUAUGUAGAUGCCAUGUAGUAUAUAAGCUAUGUAGAUGCCAUGUAGUAGAUAGAGUGUGUUAUCGAAACUACGUGAGUAAACGGACGAAAUUCUA
Priapulus caudatus is the source of this 5812-nucleotide messenger RNA. Its product is annotated as DNA (cytosine-5)-methyltransferase 1-like. Gene Ontology annotation, cellular component: nucleus. Bases 80 to 4909 code for a protein of 1609 amino acids. NCBI's taxonomy places the organism in Eukaryota, Metazoa, Priapulida, Priapulimorpha, Priapulimorphida, Priapulidae. The transcript has 37 exons. Gene Ontology annotation, molecular function: DNA binding; chromatin binding; DNA (cytosine-5-)-methyltransferase activity. The record is from RefSeq and is a predicted model, not a curated record.